Grus americana (Whooping crane) is the source of this 1530-nucleotide messenger RNA. RefSeq names its product tetraspanin 1 (gene TSPAN1). The coding region runs from base 61 to 774 and encodes 237 amino acids. The transcript is spliced from 8 exons. The record is from RefSeq and is a predicted model, not a curated record. NCBI's taxonomy places the organism in Eukaryota, Metazoa, Chordata, Aves, Gruiformes, Gruidae. Gene Ontology annotation, cellular component: membrane.
GAGGGUGGCAGUACGGGCUGGGUCGGGGCUCUGGGACGUGCUCUCCACUCAGGUGCAAAGAUGGGGUGCUUCACCUUUAUCAAGGUCAUGAUGAUCCUCUUCAACCUGGCCAUAUUUCUCGGUGGCGGGACCCUCCUGGGAGUUGGCAUCUGGGUCACAGUGGAUCAAAAGUCAUUCCUGGAUAUAUUUGGGACGUUCUCCUCUAGCGUCCUGCAGGUUGUGAAUGUGAGCUACUUCCUCAUCGUCAUCGGUUCCAUCCUGCUGGUGAUUGGCUUCCUUGGGUGCUACGGUGCCCAGAAGGAGAGCAAAUGUCUCCUGAUGAUGUUCUUCUCGGUGGUGCUGAUCAUCUUUAUUGCCGAAGUUGCUGCUGCUGUGGUGGCUCUGGUCUACACAGGUCUUGCAGAGAUGCUACUGACAAGUGUGGUGACCCCUCUCCUGAAGGAGAAGUAUGGGGAGGAUGACAGUCUCACACACAUCUGGAAUGUCACCAUGGAGGAGGUCCAUUGCUGUGGCCUGAAUAACUACACAGACUUCACCAACUCCACCUGGUAUGAGAAAUACGGAGUCUACCCGGCGCCCUGCUGUAACAGCACGCAUCCCUGCAACGACACGCUCGCAGCACAGGAGGUGGUCCCGGGUUGUUUUGAUAAGAUUUUGGAAGAAAUCAGGACUAACGCAGGUGUGGUGGGUGGCGUGGCAGCCGGCAUUGCUGCCUUGGAGAUUGCGGCCAUGGCAGUUUCCAUGUACCUGUACUGUCAUCUGGAUCAGAAAUGACCCCACGAGGCAGGAAGAUGAUCUGCCACCACACCACCCCCCUCCCCAUGCUGGGGUGCGCCUGUGGUGUGCCGUGCUCUCGGGGGGGGGACCCCAUCGCUCCCUGGGCCUGAUGCUGUUCUGUUCACUGUGAUUUAUAGUCGUGUUUGAUCUACUGAGCUGGGAUCUGUAGAGUUUAUGUGUAUAUUUUUGUACUGAUAUGUCACGCCUGAGGCUGUACAUAGAUUUGGGGUUUGUUUGGGUUUUUUUUUGGGUUUUGUUUUUUUUUUUUUUGAAGGGGGUACGGCAGGAAGCUGCUUGGCCUGUUUGGGAGAUAAAGUGGUACAGGGGCCCAUCAGGGCUGCUGAUCCGGCAGUGGCACAGCGAUGUCUUGAUAUCUUGAUUAAACCCUCGCAGGCGUGUACUGAACCUUUCCCACGCCGUCCCCAUGGCCUCCCUGUGCGUGGGCUGGCGCUGGGGCUGGUCCGUGCCCCCCUGCAUCACUCCAUUAAACUGGCACUGCUGCCCAGCCGAGGUGUCGUAGGUGGUAACCACCCUCAAAUGGGGAUGUACCUACCCCUGCACCCAUCUUCUGCCAGCCCUGACCCCGUCACUGUGUUGUCCCCUAAAAGAGGUGCUGGCUGAUCUCUGCCCUGCCCCGGCAUGAAGCACAGCCCCGAGGACCCUGUACCUGCCCUGUACCCCUUGUCAUUUCAUGGCUGAGCCCCUCUCCAUGCUGUGAAGAAAAACAAAUAAAUUUUUCAUCUUGGAUACAAA